CAUUAUCUCGACCAGGACACCCAAGGGAGAGAAGAAGAGCUUCCAAACUCACCUCCAUUGGUGCAAAUUCGAGCUCAAGCUUUAGUGGUCCCAGGAGGAGGUUUUAAGAAGGCAACAAGUUAGGAAAAGUGUGAAUAAUUAAGGCACUUGUAAAGGGUAUUUCGAGUGAUUUCACAAAGGUGGAAAAGUCGCCGGAGUUGUCGCCGGAGUUGACCAAAAGUCGCCGGAGUUUCACCGGAGUUCAAUCAAGAAGGGUAGAACUUCAUAACGCUAGUUCAAGGUUGAAGUUAGGGCUUGCUACCUGCACCUUCCUACGGGUGACAUCAUAAUCAAGGAAGACGUGGUUCGUGCUUCCUCAUGUUCUUUCAAAUUACAAAACAUUGCUCAUGGACAUUUUCAUUUGUUUACACUACUUUUGGGCUUGCAUGCCCAUGCUAUUGGCCGAAUGUGGCCUGUGACUUACCGUUGAAUAUUUCCGCUAUUCAUUGGUUAAAUUGUGAUGUUGUUAUGUAUGUUUACUACUGCGUAUGGAUGAAUUGUUUUUCUCGAACGCCUUGUGUAAUUAAGUGAGGUUGACUCGCAGGUGACGUCACUUGAUUAUACGGCGGUUGUGCACGCGCUCAGAUUGCGGUCUGGGGUCAAUGAGGUCUACCCAAAAGAACUUUAGUUCUAUCACCCUCACUCUUGAAUUUGAAAAUGACCCAAUCUUUGUCAUGGGGUCUAACUUGGUAUGGAACAUUCCACUUGUUCAUCAUGUCAUGGAUUAGCUUUGUAUCCAGGAAAACGCCCAUCAAAGUAAGCAACAAGGCAAAAGCCCCAAAUUUCAACCACAGAGGAUAUCUUUCUAUUAGAAAGAUCAACAAAGUCUCCAACCGGUUCAAUAUACCUCAAUUUCAUACCCUUCUCGGGUUCCCUAUUAUCCUUGAAAAGAGAGACCCAAGGUUGGGUAGUCACGAUUUCAUUCCAAUUAGAAGGAAUGUCUUUGACUUUUUUCAAUGCCGCGACAUUAGCUAGGGAAGCGAUGCUUCUUUGUCUAAAGUGACAAUCUCAUGAGAAGCAAGGGAAGCCGAGGCCUUUUUAUCCAAGGUGACAAUUUAUGAGAAGCUAUGAAAUUUAUGACAAUUUCAUGAGAAGCUAGGGAAGUCGGUGCCUCUUUGUCCAAAGUGACAAUAUGCCCUUGACGGCUUGACAUAUUUAAAUGCCGACACAAAGCAUACGUUUACUUUAUUACACUAGAUUUACUUAAUUUCAUUUUAUUCAAACAAAACAUAAAUAUGUUCAAUUAGUUCUCAUUUUAU
Molecule: messenger RNA, 1298 nt
Organism: Cuscuta epithymum
Lineage: Eukaryota; Viridiplantae; Streptophyta; Magnoliopsida; Solanales; Convolvulaceae
Source: the annotation of a GenBank genome assembly